CGCGGAGCGCCCAAAAAGCGGGGGGUUGCGUCGGCCUUGGCCAUUCUGUCCCGUCGUGCUCCGCGCGGUGGCCCCCUCUGCUCGCCCUCUGACCUCUGACCUCUGACCAUGGCCAACAAGGUUAUAAAGUGCAGAGCCGCCGUGGCCUGGGAGGCCGGGAAGCCGCUGUCUCUGGAGGAGGUGGAAUUGGAGCCCCCCAAAGCCCACGAAGUCCGCAUUAAGAUCCUAGCCACGGCCGUCUGCCACACGGACGCCUACACGCUGAGCGGCGCGGACCCGGAGGGCCGCUUUCCCGUCGUCCUGGGCCACGAAGGCGCCGGCGUCGUGGAGAGCGUCGGCGACGGAGUCACCAAGUUCAAACCAGGUGACACCGUGAUUCCGCUGUACAUCCCGCAGUGUGGGGACUGCAAGUUCUGCCGGAACCCGAAAACCAACCUGUGCCAGAAGAUCCGGGUGACCCAGGGCCAGGGGCUGAUGCCGGACGGCAGCAGCCGGUUCAGCUGCCGGGGCCGCCCGCUGUUCCACUUCAUGGGGACCAGCACGUUCGCGGAGUACAGCGUGGUGGCCGACAUCUCCUUGGCCAAGGUGGAGCCCUCGGCGCCCCCGGACCGCGUCUGCCUGCUGGGCUGCGGCGUGGCCACCGGCUACGGAGCGGCGCUCAACACGGCCCAGGUGGAACCCGGCUCCACCUGCGCCGUCUUCGGGCUGGGGGGCGUGGGCCUGGCGGCCGUCAUGGGGUGCCGGGCGGCCGGGGCGGCCCGCGUCAUCGGCGUGGACGUCAACGCGGACAAGUUCGCCAAGGCCAGGGAGCUGGGAGCCACCGAGUGCCUCAACCCCCGGGACUACGAGAAGCCCAUCCAGGAGGUGCUGGUCGAAAUGACCGACGGGGGAGUGGACUUCUCCUUCGAGUGCAUCGGCAACGUCGGCGUCAUGAGAGCCGCCCUGGAGUCCUGCCACAAAGGCUGGGGGGUCAGCGUCAUCGUCGGGGUGGCGGCGUCCGGCCAGGAGAUCGCCACGCGCCCCUUCCAGCUGGUCACUGGCCGCACUUGGAAAGGCACCGCCUUCGGAGGGUGGAAGAGCGUGGAGAGCGUCCCCAAGCUGGUGGACGACUACAUGGCCAAGAAGAUCCGGGUGGACGAAUUCGUCACUCACACCCUGCCCUUCGACCGAAUCAACGAGGCCUUUGAGUUGAUGCGCUCGGGAAAUUGCAUCCGCUGCGUCCUGAAGUUUUAAGGAACCAGGCCGGAUCGGAUCGGAUCGGACUGCCGCAGUUCCAGGAGCAUUUUAGUUGUUCCCUUUAGUGACUGACGCUCACCGGCGGGCCCCCCGCCUUCUCCUUCGGCCCCUCUUUGCCCCCAAGCUGGCGGACCCCCGAAUCCCGGCAAUAAACGGAGUUGAAGGAUCCAGA
Tachyglossus aculeatus (Australian echidna) is the source of this 1408-nucleotide messenger RNA. Its product is annotated as alcohol dehydrogenase class-3. NCBI's taxonomy places the organism in Eukaryota, Metazoa, Chordata, Mammalia, Monotremata, Tachyglossidae. Gene Ontology annotation, biological process: formaldehyde catabolic process. Gene Ontology annotation, molecular function: zinc ion binding; S-(hydroxymethyl)glutathione dehydrogenase [NAD(P)+] activity. The coding region runs from base 109 to 1233 and encodes 374 amino acids. The transcript has 9 exons. The record is from RefSeq and is a predicted model, not a curated record. Gene Ontology annotation, cellular component: cytosol.